UGGAACAAUCGGAAUAUGAAAUCCUGAGGAGUCUUCUCGACGCUUGAUGGCCUCUGCAGCUGCGGUUGCUACUGACCCUCCUCAUCCUCACCAUCACCCCAAUAUCUUCAACAACUUGUCUCGAUUCCUUGAUACCGUCCCCAACAAUCUCUCCACUUUCCUCACCCCACAAACCUCACCACCUUAUUCCUCCCCCUCCAAAUUCCUCCUCCCUCUACCCUUCCCCGACUCCAGUCGCCCACCACUCUUAUCUCCCGCUCGCUUAUACUGAUUUCCCCUUCGACUCGUCGACUACUCGGCGGCCUAAUUCGCCGCUAUCUUCUCCACCGGCCGUCAAGAACAUGUCUUCUAAGUCCGGCGGUCACGGAGGUUUUCCUUCCACCGUGAGAAUUUCCGGCCUCACAUCUACUAAAGACAGCUCUGGGCCGGCAUUUGUGGGCCAAGUCUUCAGCAUGUGCGACCUUUCUGGGACAGGUCUCAUGGCUGUUUCUACCCAUUUUGACGUACCUUUCCUAUCCAAAAGGACUCCCCAGUGGCUUAAGAAGAUGUUUGCAGCCGUUACCAAGAGUGAAAGGAAUGGCCCUGUGUUCCGCUUUUUCAUGGACCUUGGAGAUGCAGUUUCUUAUGUUAAACGGCUGAAUAUUCCCAGUGGUGUCGUUGGUGCAUGUCGCCUUGAUUUAGCAUAUGAGCAUUUCAAGGAAAGGCCGCACUUAUUCCAAUUUGUCCCAAAUGAGAAACAGGUCAAGGAAGCAAAUAAACUCCUUAAGAUGAUGCCACAAAAUGGGGGAAAGAAAAAGGUUGAAGGAGUGCCUGUUUUCAGUGCUCAAAACUUAGAUAUUGCUAUAGCCACUACUGAUGGUAUAAAAUGGUACACACCAUACUUCUUUGACAAAAGUACACUGGACAACAUUCUUGAAGAAUCUGUCGAUCAGCAUUUCCAUUCAUUGAUCCAAACUCGGAACAUGCACCGAAGACGGGAGAUUGUUGAUGACAACUUGGCGGCAGAAGUAGUUGAAGAGAUGGGAGAUAGCAUGUGGGAGCCUCCAGAGGUUCAGGAAGUGAUUGAUGAAAUGGGCAAUCCUGGGAUUCCUUUAAGUGUCAUAUCCAAGGCUGCUGAAAUUCAGCUUCUUCAUGCUGUCGACAAGGUUUUUCUCGGAAAUAGAUGGCUGCGGAAAGCAACUGGAAUCCAACCAAAAUUUCCUUAUAUAGUUGACUCAUUUGAGAAAAGGAGUACCGCUUCUUUCUUGAGAGCAAGCAAAUCUUCCAACCUCAUUGAAGACUGUAAUUUAGGAAACAGUAGCAUGUCGCUUCAGUGCCUUGACAAGUCAGAGGAUCAUAUGAAAGAUAAUAUCUCUGCUGAGCAGGAAAAAAAGCUGGACUCUCAACUUCCAUUCCAUGAUUGGUUGGCUCUUCCAUGGUUGAAGGAACGGCAGAAGCUCCCAACAUUAGAAGAUAAAAAAGAGAAGAUUGCCACCGAGUCUAAGAGACAACAACUACAGUCAUCUCCUCUUCUUCCGAAGAUUACUAUGGUUGGUAUCUCAGCAGGAGAGGCAGGGCAGAUGAACAAGGCCACAUUAAAAAAGACAAUGGAGGAUCUAACAAAAGAAUUAGAAAGGAUGGAUCCGUCAAAUCAGCCAGGAACUGUUAGUAACGAACUUAAAAUCGAAGAGAGAGAUCCUCUUUUUGUGGCAAAUAUUGGUGAUUAUGUAAAAGCUGGUUCAGCUAGAUUGAUUAGGAGAGAAGCCAACUAGACACAUUACCAGUUUUGUAUCUUUGUUGCAUUUAGCUUGUGUAGUUGUUCCAGGUACUGGGAAGAUGUAAAUUAGUGGGGCUAUUCAUGUUUGUGUGGUACUAGUGGAUGAUGUGCUGUGUUUCUGGUGGUUAGAACUGGUAGCAUUGGGUUAUUAGUCUUACAAUAAGCGCCAAGAAUAGCAGUUUCAUACGGGUAGAAAGUACAGUAUUUCUGAGCCUUGUGCCUUUUUGUUGUAGCUGUUGAUCUGAAAGUUUUGGCAGCAGUGAUAGAGUUUCUUAUGGGCAUUUCUUGGGCAUGUGAUAAUAAUACUCUGGAUCUGUUACUAGUAUCUUUUUGAAGUCAUGUUUACCUUGUUCGUUCGAACAGA
This is a messenger RNA of Coffea eugenioides, 2120 nucleotides long. RefSeq lists its product as uncharacterized. Gene Ontology annotation, biological process: protein transport. The transcript is spliced from 9 exons. Bases 342 to 1751 code for a protein of 469 amino acids. The record is from RefSeq and is a predicted model, not a curated record. NCBI's taxonomy places the organism in Eukaryota, Viridiplantae, Streptophyta, Magnoliopsida, Gentianales, Rubiaceae.